Messenger RNA from Saimiri boliviensis boliviensis (Bolivian squirrel monkey), 3067 nucleotides. It is a transcript of the gene RNF11, whose product is annotated as ring finger protein 11. NCBI's taxonomy places the organism in Eukaryota, Metazoa, Chordata, Mammalia, Primates, Cebidae. Gene Ontology annotation, molecular function: ubiquitin protein ligase activity. Gene Ontology annotation, cellular component: ubiquitin ligase complex. The record is from RefSeq and is a predicted model, not a curated record. Gene Ontology annotation, biological process: ubiquitin-dependent protein catabolic process.
CGGCGCGAUGACGUAGGGCCUGAGCCUGCCUCGUUGUGGCUGCCGCCGCCGCGCUGAGGCGGAGUAGGAUGAGGCCCGCGGCCGUGGCUCCGGCGUCGGCGGGGGCAGCAGCAGCUGAGGCAGCAGCUGAGGCAGCCGCGACGGCCGCGCCCCCCCCUCCUGACCUGGAUUAGGCCCAGCAGCUCCGUGGCCGCCGCCGCCCCGCGGGGGGGCGGGGUGGGGAAGUGCUUCGUCUCCCCGCCCCCCCCCCCCAUCGCCGCCUCGCAGGAGGCAACCGCCGCGACCCCAGCGGAGCCCGCGGCCCAGCCUUGAGCCCCCACCCCCGGGGGCUGGCAUGAGCGGCCCCUCGGCGGCACCGCGGGGCGGUGGAGUCACCUCCGCCUGAUCGCCGGCCUGCCGCCCGACCCCACCUCGCCGACCGAAGCUGACCGCGGAGCGUGCGAGCGACCCCACCGCUGCUUUCUCCUCCCCCAGAUCACGCACCGCAGCUCCGGAAGAUGGGGAACUGCCUCAAAUCCCCCACCUCGGAUGACAUCUCCCUGCUUCACGAGUCUCAGUCCGACCGGGCUAGCUUUGGCGAGGGGACGGAGCCGGAUCAGGAGCCGCCGCCGCCAUAUCAGGAACAAGUUCCAGUUCCAGUCUACCACCCAACACCUAGCCAGACUCGGCUAGCAACUCAGCUGACUGAAGAGGAACAAAUUAGGAUAGCUCAAAGAAUAGGCCUUAUACAACAUCUGCCUAAAGGAGUUUAUGACCCUGGAAGAGAUGGAUCAGAAAAAAAGAUCCGAGAGUGUGUGAUCUGUAUGAUGGACUUUGUUUAUGGGGACCCAAUUCGAUUUCUGCCGUGCAUGCACAUCUAUCACCUGGACUGUAUAGAUGACUGGUUGAUGAGAUCCUUCACGUGCCCCUCCUGCAUGGAGCCAGUUGAUGCAGCACUGCUUUCAUCCUAUGAGACUAAUUGAGCCAGGGUCUCUCAUCUGACUUCAAGUGAACCAUCAUUUUUGGUGGUUUUGAUCUUUUGUCACUGAGCCCAAAGAGCCAGGGAUUAGGAAUUAAGAUCAUGCACAAAAGUUUCCUAAAAAUUCCUGGAUGGCUGCAGAUGUUGGGGGAAAAGUACGUGAUAUUUUAGAAACUUAGAGGGAAAAGUAGGAUGGUAUUUUUAUGUAAAGCCUUGACCCAAUGUUUAAAAAUAUAAUUGUAUUUAGAUCUUGUUAUUGCUCCAGUACAUAGGAAUUGUGUAAAGUGUUACAGCAGCUGUAUUUGUUUAAAUUGUGUGUAUUGAAGAUUAGGAAAAAGAUAGUAGUUUUUUUCCUAAAUGAAAUAACUUUCUUCUCUUCCCCCUCCCUACCCAAAUUCUUUUCUGAAGUUGCUGGCAUUUGGGUCAAGGUUUUAUUAAAAGCUACAUUUUAUAACACUGGCACACAAAAAAGUAGUUUUAAGCUUGUUUGCACAGUUCUUUUUUUCCAUUGGAAAUGGAAUUCAUUGCCUUAGGUCUUUUUAAAUAGUGUAUUAUUAUCGUUGGGGCUGGCUCUAUGCUUGAAAACCAGUUUAUUUAUAACCUGUUAUAAGUGCUAUAUUCUGUUUGCAGUUAGGAAAUGCAGAAUUCAAAGUGAUCUCCUAGCUUGUAAGCAAACUGAGAUGCACUAUCCCUUUUCUAUAAAAGUAAGUUAAUGUGUCAAGAAACCAACUCUAUUAAAGUGGGGUUUAAUAUUACCCUUUCCUAUGUGUUUUACCUGAUUAUUUUGGUUGUUAAUAUGGUGAUAAUGGAAAAGUCAAGUAAAAUUUAAAAUAUUAAGAAUUCUGAUUUAUUGAGAUUGAAUUAUACCACCACAUUUAUGUAAAAAUGAAGGUGGCACUGUGGUGGGACCUAAUGAGAAAUAGUUACUCAGUUGUAACAAUUUUGAUUUCUCUUUCCUGUGACCUCUUCCCUCUUGUCUUGAACCAUAGCAAAAGGAUACUGCAUCUCUCAUUACUGUAGUGCUGAGGUUAUUGAAGUUCUAUAAAACACAUCUCAGUCUCUGUUUCUUGGAAAGGAAUCUAUUACAUCCUGCUAGCUGACUGACAGAACUAAGCAGGGAGAAUAAAGAUAAUUGUAUUUUAUGUUUUGCACACAAACGCAGAAUUUGUAUAACCACAUGACUUCAUAGUUGUGAUCUCAGAAAAGAAGGAAUUUCUCCUUUGUUUCUUGCAGUUAAUGUAAGAAUACUUUAAAUCUCUAAGCUUCUGAAGUGUUAGAGGUAGAGAUGGUCUAGUAAAGAUGUAGUAGUAAUGUUUUAUCCAUUUAGCAUGUGUUUAUUUUUUUCGUAUGUACUCAAAGGUGACAUAUUCACCUUAGUGAUAUUACAGCUUAAAAAAAAAUCAUUCAUUAGCAAAAGGAAAAGUGGUCUCAACCUAACAUCAGAAGUGUUUAUUAUUUUAUAUUGAGUUAAAUAUUGGACUCUAACACUUUCCCACAUACAAAACAGUGUCAUGAAGUUUCUUCAUAAUUGCAUUAUAGAGAAAUGUAGUAUGUCAUUAAGUACUUUGUAAAAAUUUGACAUUCAACUGUAGUAUCCAUACGUUGGUUAAAUUUCCUUAUGAGCCCCAUGAUGGAAAGACUUAAAGAUGAAUUUGAGAAAAAUUGCAAGAAAUUAGAUUAUCGGGUUCUGUUAAAUUGUUACAUGUAUCCUGCUUAAACUUCUGUUUAUUAAUUUAUAUCCACCCAAUUACAUAAAGCAAAUUUGGAGGAAACAACUAAAGUUGUGCAAUAUUUUUUGUGAUAAUUGCUUUUUUCAUUCUUGUGUUUUCUACUUAAACAUGAUGUCUGUCAUCAAGUAUUAUUAGUCAGACUUUCUUUUUUUCUAGAUUGUUAAAAUUGGUAAAUGAACGUAUUUUAAAAUCAUCUUUCACGUUGCAGUUAGUCUUUCUUUUCAUUACAAGUCUUUGACAGAAGUUUGGUAAUACUGAAGGAAGUAGCAUUGGGCAGAAUGUGUCUUUUUUAGGCACUUUGUAUUAUUCUCAACCUACAAUGUUAAGAACCGUCAAUUUUGACUUUUACUAAGUUGUUAAAUAAAGUUAUAAUACAGCU